Molecule: messenger RNA, 1802 nt
Organism: Durio zibethinus
Lineage: Eukaryota; Viridiplantae; Streptophyta; Magnoliopsida; Malvales; Malvaceae
Product: ATP synthase subunit O, mitochondrial-like
Biological process (GO): proton motive force-driven ATP synthesis
Cellular component (GO): membrane
Molecular function (GO): proton-transporting ATP synthase activity, rotational mechanism
Source: RefSeq, a predicted model, not a curated record
GUGGUCAAAGCCUGACCUUAGGCCUCAAGUUCAUAAAAAAAGUCCACCACCAACCCAGCCCAGUAACAUGCUCUCAAAUUCAUUCUCACUCUCCAGACGCCACCCAGCAGAAAAACAAAAAAUUAAAAUCCUGAAGCGAUCUCCGUAAUCAACGUAAGAAUUAGGGUUGUGCUGAGAAAUGGCGAUGGCAGGGCGUAUCAGAUACACUCUCCCUCUCUUUCACAGGCUUUUGAGAGCCAAUUCUCUGUCCGCUCACACUCACAGAUCCACUCUUCCCCAAACCCUAAUUUGGCCCGACCUGUCGAAGAAUUAUUCUACUGCAUCCCCAAAAAAGGAAGAGAAAGUUAAGGUGCCUUUGGCUUUGUUCGGGGGAUCUGGAAACUAUGCCUCUGCACUGUACCUUGCUGCAGUAAAAGGAAAUAUCAUGGACAAGGUUGAGUCUGAACUUGUUGACCUUGUUCAGGCUUCAAAGAGAAGUCAAUUGUUUUCUCAAUUCACUAAGGAUUUGUCAGUACCUGCAGAGACACGAGUCAAAGCCAUUAAUGGUAUAUGUGGCCAAGCUAAAUUUUCAGAUCUUACAAAGAACUUCUUGGUUAUACUGGCUGAGAAUGGAAGGCUAAAGUAUAUAGAAAGCAUUGCAAAGAGAUUUGUGGAGUUGACCAUGGCUCAUAAAGGAGAAGUGAAAGCCACUGUCACAAGUGUUAUUCCCCUUCCCCCUCAGGAGGAGAAAGAACUGAAGGAGACCUUGCAGGAAAUAAUUGGACAGGGGAAGCAGGUUAAGCUGGAACAGAAGAUUGAUCCUAGUAUUCUUGGUGGGCUUGUAGUAGAGUUUGGGCAAAAGGUGUUUGACAUGUCCAUUAAGACUAGGGCACGACAGAUGGAGAGGUUCUUGCGCGAGCCUAUCAACUUUGAUUCCCUCUGAAAGAUGUUAUUAUUGCAACUGACCUUUUUAGGUUCCUUCUGCACCAAUUUCUUAUUGCAAGAAGGGCAAAGAAUCAUUUGUGGUCUUGUUUUUGCGCCUGUUUUCUUAUUCUUUGCUUUUCCAUAUGAUGGAAUGCAUCCAUUCACAAUAAAAGCAACUUUCUCGGCAUUUAUUUGGGAAAAUCACUGAUAUACAGUUUGUAUGGCUUUUUGGUGCCUGGCUGCUUUACCUUUCAGGAUCAUAAUUUGUUCAGGUACUUCUUAAAUGUGACUUGCCUGGACAGAUACUGUUUUUGAAUACAGAUGCAUGUCUCUUGAUAUUAUGUAUAUUGGCAUAUUUAGUUUCUACUUAUUAGUUAUAAGCAUGACAUAGGUUCAUCUGAACAAGGCAAGCAAGAAAGCAAGUUAGCAGGCUAGCUUCUGUAACCUUGCCAUCUGUAAGGUCAGGGAAGGGAAUGUGGAUGGGAUGUUUAAUCUUAGAUAAGUGUCCUAAAAACUUUGGUAAUUUGAGUCCUUGUGGUUCUCAACUAGAUAAUUACCGUCCUGUCAGCUUGAUAACCCUCGAAAUGAAAACCCGCUUGAAUCAUCCCUUUUCAUGCAUGGUAACUAGGGAAUGAGAACUUAUUAGUACCGAAUUUCAUUAGUAUGAAAACUUACCUCCUAAAAGAUGGAUGAGCUAUUUGAACUGAGCUCUUGGUUCUCAUCCUCCUUCAAUUUGAAUUGAAUACAUAUUCUCUUCAAACAAUGUAACAACUCAUGAAACCCCUUGAACUUGGUUGUACAUAUCCUGUACUGUUUAGUCUUAGUGCUUGCCACAGACCACAGCACACCCCACCCCACCAUAUAACCAAAAGCUGAAUAUGUUUCAAAGGGCCGCUACA